This is a messenger RNA of Octopus bimaculoides (California two-spot octopus), 1446 nucleotides long. RefSeq names its product RNA polymerase II subunit A C-terminal domain phosphatase SSU72. Gene Ontology annotation, cellular component: nucleus. Lineage: Eukaryota; Metazoa; Mollusca; Cephalopoda; Octopoda; Octopodidae. Gene Ontology annotation, molecular function: phosphoprotein phosphatase activity. Gene Ontology annotation, biological process: mRNA processing. The record is from RefSeq and is a predicted model, not a curated record.
CGUCACUUCCGCUCUCUACUAAGUAGAUUUCAUUUCAACAUUCGUCCUUUCAAGUAAUGGGGUUAUAAAGACUCAUUCCUCAACACAUUUGCUAAAUACCUACUGACAACUAGCAAGUUUUUCUUUCAUUCAACUUAUAAUAGACUAACCACUACCACCACAGUUCUCUACAACAAUCCAAACAGCCACAGAAUAUAUUAUAAUAACACAACAAACCGGACAAGACCAGACCAUACCAGACAAGGAAUUCCUCAACUAACACUGACGAACAGUUAUAUAUAUAUACAUAUAUGUAUAAACUUUGGUAUAUAUAUGUGUGAUUGUAUGUGUUGCUAGAUAGAUAUAUAAAUAUAUAUAAUUUAUUUAAUAUUAAGAAUAGUUAUAUUCAGGUUGAAGAAUAUAUUCAAUUGUAAUUCUUAAAUUCUGUGUUUUUUUUUCCUUUUUCCCCCACCCUUCCUCUUUAGUUUCUUUUCUUUUCUUCCCCCCUUCCUGUAUAUCCUGUUAUUCUUUUGAAAGUCACCAGGAAAAAAUCUAUACAUAUGUUCAUAUAUAUAUAUAUAUACCACAACACUAUGUAAUAGUUAAAGUACAACACCAUAUAUAAUCAAGCUACAAUACCACACAAUCUAGAUAUUUAAUUUAAAACCCCAACACUAUGAAAGUCACAGCCAUAUAUUAAGGUCAACCCUGUAUAUUGACCCUACCCCCAUACACUAAUUUUUUGUUGUCAACACACACCUAUAUAAUCACACGCAUAUAUAUCCAAGGAGUCAUUUGUAAAGAGCCAAAAUUUAAAAUCAUUUGGAGCUUGGAAAGUUUUUAAUUUUUUUUUUAAAGUUUUAUUUUUCCACAUUUAUAUAUAUAUAUAUCUACAUAUAUAUAUAGAUAUAUAUAUAUAUUUGUAUAUAUACACUCAGACACAGAGGGAAAGAAAAGCCAAGAUGACAGGCAAAUUGUGUGUAGCAGUAGUUUGUUCCAGCAACCAGAACCGGAGUAUGGAAGCACAUAGUUUUCUCAGCAAGAAAGGUUUCAAAGUUCGUUCCUUUGGUACCGGGUCCCAGGUGAAGUUACCAGGCCCCUCUCCCGAUCGUCCAAAUAUCUAUGACUUCAACACAACCUAUGAUGAAAUGUAUAAAGAUUUGAUGCGCAAGGACAGUGAAUUAUAUACACAGAAUGGAAUUCUCCAUAUGCUUGACCGUAACCGGAGAAUAAAACAGCGACCUGAGCGGUUUCAAAAUUGUCAUGAACAGUUCGAUGUGAUAGUAUCGUGUGAAGAGAGAGUAUACGACCAGAUUCUAGAAGAGCUGGAAAGUCGAGAGAAAGAGGACAGUUAUCCAACUCACAUCAUUAAUAUUGACAUUCAAGACAACCAUGAAGAGGCAACAAUUGGCGCAUUUAUGAUCUGUGAUUUAAUUUCAAAGGUAAGGUAACUUUGUAGUGUUUCCU